GGCCCAUUCACCGUUCUACCAGACAGAAUCUUCUUUGCAGCCAGCGCACAAAGAAACCUCAAAUUACCACAGUCAUGAUUGCCGCAAGCAGCAAGUCCUUCCUCCUUGCCCUGUUGGUACUCGCUGUCGUCUGCAGCAUGGCCGCCGCCCAGUUCGGCUUCGGGAGGGGCUUCGGUGGCUACGGAGGAGGCUUAGGCCGCGGAUACGGAGGAGGCUUCAGCCGCGGAUACGCAGGAGGAUUCAGCCGCGGAUACGGAGGAGGCUUCGGCCGCGGAUACGGAGGAGGCUUCGGCCGUGGAUUCUACGGCUGACAGGAAACUUGAAUCACAGGAAUGACGACCCAACACUGCCCACAACAGUACAGGCAGUCCAUGCUUUUCAAUCCGCAAUAAAAUAUUGAAUUUCGAUACAUAA
Molecule: messenger RNA, 414 nt
Organism: Rhipicephalus microplus (southern cattle tick)
Lineage: Eukaryota; Metazoa; Arthropoda; Arachnida; Ixodida; Ixodidae
Source: RefSeq, a predicted model, not a curated record